Gilbertella persicaria is the source of this 1043-nucleotide messenger RNA. RefSeq lists its product as uncharacterized. NCBI's taxonomy places the organism in Eukaryota, Fungi, Mucoromycota, Mucoromycetes, Mucorales, Choanephoraceae. Bases 11 to 670 code for a protein of 219 amino acids. The record is from RefSeq and is a predicted model, not a curated record. The transcript is spliced from 2 exons.
AAAUGAAACAAUGGCGAUCAAUGAAUCAUAUUUCCCUGGAUCUGUCACGGAAUUCUCAAUACGACGAGGAUGUUUAUACUAUGGAGAUUUGUUUGUUAUAAAUUUUCGAGGAUAUUAUCCGCAACCGAAAGACACUACUAGCACCACUACUGAUUUGAAUUUGUAUGCGACUUAUUUGGAAAUCAUGUUAAAACAAAAGCACAUCGCACAGCGUCUGACUGCAACAACAAAAAACUCACUAAAUGCACUGAUUAGUAACAUGUCCUUAAGUAAUGAAGAUAAUGGGUUAAAACACAAAGCAAGCACACAAUUAGAAAAGUUGCAACUGUUACCUUUCAGAAAGAUAAAAUUCAACAGCAAGCUCUAUCACGAUCAAAAUGAUGCCAAUUUGGUUCAACGGCUAAAGCUAAAGUUUGGGAAAAACUCGAUUUUAGUGAUAGGUAAUUGGUCUGCUCCGAAUACGAAAUUCCAGGAGCCCACAAGAAGUAAAGGCCUAAUCAAAAUGUUGAAGAAGGCAGGAUUUACUGUUCUUUUAAUCGACGAGUUUAAAACGUCCUCAUAUUGCCCUACUUGCGAAAGCGAACUGGAGACAUUCAAGACUGUUGUCAACCCUCGCCCAUACAAAAGAGCCGAUGCACCAACUGUUGAAUGUCACGGUUUAUUAAGGUAGACGAUAAUAAUAAUUGUAGAAUGGAGCUAUUAAUGACUAUAACCACUGGAUUAUUAGAUGUCAAAAUCUUAAAUGUCUUGAUAACGGCGAAAAACAAAGAAGAAAACUCUGGAACCGGGACUUGGCCGCAGUGCUGAACUUUAAGAAGAUAGUUGAAAGCUUACGAGAAACUGGUCGAAGACCAGCAAUAUUUUGCAGAAAAAACACCGAAAUUUUGAAUUUAACAUAACAAUCGUUUUCUGUAACUAAAUUUUCAUUUGUCUAAUUUCUUUUUUUACUUCGUCCAAAAAAGGUAAGCUAAACAUCUGAAAAAUAAUUUUGAUUCGUCCAAAAAAAAUUUAACAUCGUCUGAAUUUGAAGUAGAAAUACUGUA